Molecule: messenger RNA, 2267 nt
Organism: Malaya genurostris
Lineage: Eukaryota; Metazoa; Arthropoda; Insecta; Diptera; Culicidae
Gene: Shmt
Product: serine hydroxymethyltransferase
Exons: 3
Coding region: 409-2121 (570 amino acids)
Biological process (GO): folic acid metabolic process; purine nucleobase biosynthetic process; L-serine catabolic process
Cellular component (GO): cytoplasm; cytosol; nucleus
Molecular function (GO): serine binding; glycine hydroxymethyltransferase activity; pyridoxal phosphate binding
Source: RefSeq, a predicted model, not a curated record
UCGAUUUUCGUAAGGAUUGAUAAGAAAUUCCCUUCAGCAGUGAAUGUAUAAAGUAUCAAAAUUAUCAGCUGUUUCUUCGCAAGAGACUUGUGAUGAGUUGAAAAUAGUUAUUUUGUGAACUUUUGCCAUGGGCCUGAAUACAGGUUAAGAACCCAAACUUAAAUCUAUUAGUCGAAACAAAAAUCAAAUAGCAGAGGUUAUCGCUUUAUUGCACAGUCAGUUCCUGAUAACACAAGACUUUAGAAGAACUCGAAGCAAAAAUACUGUUGGUUUCAUUUUCAUUGAAGUUCGAAUUUCCUGUCGAUCGGUCGAUCGUUCUCGGUACGGAUAAAACAAAUAUCGCGUUCUACAAAAAAAAACUUCGAUCAAUUUGUUUCAGUUUGAGUGUAGUCCACAGAAAAUAUCAGCAUGCCCGUGUCUUUUGUGCGGACUGGAAUUGCGCCUCUCGCUCGUGCUUACGGUGAACCGAUAGGAAAGAGUGUGUGUUUUUCGAGACCGAUAUUAGCACUGGAUAAAGUUUGCAAACAUCAUGCCUACACUAAUACUAGCGAAGGCGCAUGCCGUAAACGCUUUAGCACGAUUUCUCCAUACUGCAAGCCUCAGCAGCUCUUGGGCACAGUUCCACAAAAAUCAAUCACAGUGCACGGUUUAUCGCGUUCCAAAAGCGAUUUAUCUUCUAAUAUCCUCAGAGGUCCUGUUAAAUCGGAACCGUUUAAAAUGUCCGGCAAUGCAAAACUGCUCCACGAAAACCUUUGGGAGUCUGACCCAGAACUUAUGGGGCUGAUUCGAAAGGAAAAGAAACGACAAAUCCUCGGUUUGGAAAUGAUUGCUAGCGAGAAUUUCACCUCACUGUCAGUGCUACAGUGUCUGAGUUCCUGCCUGCACAACAAAUAUUCCGAAGGACUACCCGGACAGAGAUAUUACGGCGGAAAUGAGUUUAUUGACGAGAUCGAAAUUCUGGCGCAGCGCCGGGCACUCGCAGCCUACCGUCUUGAUCCCGAGCAGUGGGGAUGCAAUGUGCAGCCGUAUUCCGGAUCGCCGGCCAAUUUUGCUGUAUAUACGGGCCUUAUUGAACCGCAUGGCCGUAUCAUGGGAUUGGAUUUACCGGACGGUGGCCAUCUGACGCAUGGUUUCAUGACGGCCACGAAGAAAAUAUCCGCCACAUCGAUCUUCUUCGAAUCGAUGCCGUACAAGGUGGACCCAGUGACCGGGCUUAUCGAUUAUGACAAACUGGAGGAGAGUGCAAAGAAUUUCAAGCCUAAAAUCAUCAUCGCCGGAAUCUCGUGUUAUUCCAGAUGUCUGGACUACAAACGUUUUCGGCAGAUUGCCGACGCAAACGGAGCCUACUUAUUUGCAGAUAUGGCACACAUUUCCGGACUCGUUGCUGCCGGUGUCGUUCCAUCGCCGUUUGAGUAUGCUGACGUGGUGAGCACCACAACACACAAGUCCUUGCGCGGUCCCCGAGCCGGUGUCAUAUUCUAUCGGAAAGGUGUUCGUAGUGUAAAAGCCAACGGCGAUAAAGUUUUGUACGAUCUGGAAUCACGUAUCAAUCAGGCAGUGUUUCCCGGUCUGCAGGGUGGUCCUCACAAUCAUGCCAUCGCUGGAAUUGCAACCUGUAUGCAGCAAGCUCAGACUCCCGAGUUCAAAGAAUAUCAGGUGCAGAUUAUUAAAAACGCACGUGCCUUGUGUGAUGGACUACUGGCAAAAGGAUACAGUAUUUCGACAGGUGGAACCGACGUUCAUCUGGUAUUGGUAGAUCUUCGUCCCGUUGGAAUCACCGGAGCACGAGCGGAAUACAUCCUGGAGGAAAUUUCCAUUGCAUGCAACAAAAACACCGUUCCGGGAGAUAAAAGUGCUCUGAAUCCAUCCGGUAUUCGGCUGGGUACACCGGCACUGACGACACGCGGUCUCGUCGAAUCGGAUAUGGUAAAGGUAGUUGAUUUCAUCGAUCGCGGGUUAAAGCUGUCUCUGGAGAUAUCGGCAGUGUCGGGGCCGAAACUGGUAGAUUUCAAACGGGUACUUCACGAGGAUCCGGCGCUCAACGCGAAGGUACAAACACUGAAGAAAGAAGUUCAAGACUACAGCAAAAAUUUCCCAAUGCCGGGAUAUCAGGACUAUUAGGUAAGCCUGAAUUCUAUUCUUUCAUGGAAGGAACGCAAGCCUGUUAUGAAUGUUCAAGUGGUUCUUAGAACUGCGAAAAAAGUGAAAUAUAUACAUAUGACAAAUGUGCCAGAAAAUAUUAAAAAAAAAGGUUUUAAAACUAACAU